UAUUUUUAGGACAUAGUAAAAUAUAUUUCGCUUGUGAUACAUACAUGGAUAUUGAAAUAAUUGUGAUAAAGAGAGAAUAUACAAAAGUGUUUGAUGAAAAAUAUGUAAUUGUGAAUUAAUUGAUAUGUCAUUGCUUUGUUUUAAGAGCAGGAAGUUUACAUCAAAAAGUGCGACUGCGCACUGGCCAAAUUAGUAGGUAGUGUGAAAGAAAAUGGCGAUCAGCGAAAGGCGUCCGGAGUUAACGUGAUGAAAAACAUUGUUAAAAGCUCAAUUACAUAGUGUUAUAGUUAUUAAUUGUGUCAGAUGUAGAUUAAUUAAGUGUUAAUGAAUAGUGAUUGUGUAUAAAAAUGGCUGCGAAUAUGUACAGAGUCGGCGACUGCGUCUAUUUCGAGACGUCGUCGACGUCUCCGUACCAAAUCCGGCGGAUAGAAGAACUAAAUAAAACAGCCUCCGGCAACGUGGAGGCUAAGGUCAUGUGCUUCUACAGGCGGCGGGACCUGCCGAACCCCCUUAUACAGUUAGCUGAUAAGCAUCAAAUGGCCCAGUCAGAAGACUCUCCGGUCGCGAUGAAACUCAAGAAAAUAUGCCUUAAAACGCCAAUUGGCGAAGAACAGGCAGCACAAGCUGUAUUAGACCCUGCGAUAGUUGCAAUGGAGGAGGAAUCUAGCGAGUUACCGGGCACAGACGGCAUGGCGCCGAAGCAGCGGCACCAGGCCAAGCACCGGGAACUCUUCCUCUCACGGCACGUGGAGACACUGCCGGCUACCCACAUACGCGGCAAGUGCAGCGUGACCCUACUCAACGAGACAGAGUCGCUGCUCAGCUAUCUCAAUAAGGAUGACGCAUUUUUUUAUUGUUUAGUAUUCGAUCCUUCACAAAAGACUUUAUUAGCAGAUAAGGGUGAAAUCAGAGUGGGAAGUAGAUAUCAGACUGAAGUAACUAAUUUAUUAAAAGAAGGCGAAGAGGACCCAAGAAACAGUGAGGAGUUAGAAACGCUAGUGUGGACACCGGAACAUGGAUUGACGGACCGACAGAUUGACCAGUUUCUAGUAGUGUCACGUUCAGUGGGGACUUUUGCGCGUGCCCUUGACUGUUCAUCCAGUGUCAAACAACCCUCAUUGCAUAUGUCCGCAGCCGCUGCCAGCCGAGACAUUACACUUUUCCACGCUAUGGACACACUCCACAAAAGCGGUUACAGCAUAGAGUCAGCUCUAUCCUCACUUGUGCCUGCAUCAGGGCCAGUGCUGUGCCGUGAUGAGAUGGAAGAGUGGUCGGCCUCAGAAGCGAACCUCUUCGAAGAGGCCCUCGACAAGUAUGGGAAGGACUUUGCUGAUAUACGGCAGGACUUUUUGCCAUGGAAGACGCUAAAGAACCUAGUUGAAUACUACUACAUGUGGAAGACCACGGACCGCUAUGUGCAACAAAAACGCGUGAAGGCGGUGGAGGCCGAGUCCAAGCUGAAGCAGGUCUACAUUCCCAACUACAACAAGCCGAACCCAGCCCUCAUAACGAGCAACAAUGGCAACGGCAAAGGGACAGUCCUCAAUGGCGGGACCAACGGCACUGCCGCCAUCGCACCCACCGUUUGUGCUUCCUGCCAAGUAACGAAUUCGUCCCAAUGGUACUCGUGGGGUCCGCAACACUUGCAGUACCGGUUGUGCGGCAUUUGCUGGCAAUAUUGGAAGAAAUAUGGAGGCCUCAAGACGGCAGGUGUAUUCGGCGAGAGCGAAGUGGAUUCGAAUCGCGCCAAUCGUGCCGUCGAGGAGGGAGGCCUGUCCGCCUCGCAUCGCCCUCAUCGCUGCACUGUGCUUAACUGCGCUAAGGAAUUCAAACUCCGAGCCCACCUGGUCCGCCACGUGGCGACGGCCCACGGUGGAUGCGAGGGCGCCCGGCCCGUGAUGAAGACGCGGGCUGCGUUCUACCUCCGCGCCUCCCCCUUCACGCGCCUCGCGAGGCGACUGGUUCGAGCGUUGCGACGCCCCACGCACUUUGCCCGUUCACCGUUUUCGCCUAUUAAUCUGCAUCAGGUCAAACACGAGUGUACGUUGGCAAUGAACGCAGGCGGCGCAGAGACGCGAGCAGCGGGCAAAAUACGGUCGCGUGGCCCCGUGGGAGCAGUGGCCACGAGACUAGCGACCGCUCAUGGGGCUGCAGCACCCCGUUCGCAGGAAUGGCUCAUCUUGACACCCAAGGACCGGAUGCCUUUGCCCGAACAUGUGGCGUUCCCGAAACCGCCCAAGGCGCCAGAUGGCAGCCUGAUGUACGAGCGAGUACUGUCCCGUGCUGAGAUAGAGGCCAGACGCGGAGAUACGCCCACGCUCCCGCUCCCGCAGCCGCUCAAGAGGCGCGCCUAUGACGACAUCAACGGACUCGACAGAGGCGCCAGUGCAGUGGCGGGUCCGCCAGCCAAACGGCCCAACAAGCACCCUGCGCCGAUGCAACGGCCGUCGCGCGAGCAGUACGCGGCCAUGUGUGCGCGCGCGCAGGCCACCGGACAACCGCUGCCCGCGCACGUUUUCGCACAUGUGAACGGUAAGCCGACGAGUCUGUCGGGUCGCGGCGGACGGCGUCACGUGAUCUCGUGGAUGGACGCGCCGGACGACCUCUACUACAGAGCCACUGAAACUGUCAAGAGCCUGCGGCGCUCGCUGAGCUGUGGCGAGCUACGUCGCGGGGCCCGCGCCCCCUGGCGGGCGAUGCGGGCCGGGGCAGCGGCGUCGCUCAAGGGGGCGGCGGGGGCCGUCGGGCCCGUGGGGGCGGCGGGGGCCGUGGGGCCCGCGGGGGCGGGGGCGCCCCUGCAGCUGGUGAUCCUGGACUGACAGCAGCCCCGGCCUCCGCCCCCGCGCCCCUACACCAUGGAGGCGCUCCUCGGCUGACCGUGUACAUACAGACCGCCCCGACGAUUCUGUAGAUAUUUUAUUGUUCUUAUGUGGUUUGAUCUGGCGACGAGCGAUGUAUUUGAUACAUAAACGAUAUGUAAGUCUAUUUCAUUCGGAGAUUCAUUGUAGGAUAAUUUACAAUUUUUUUCAUAAAUAAAGCACAAAUCGUA
Pieris brassicae (large cabbage white) is the source of this 3049-nucleotide messenger RNA. RefSeq names its product metastasis-associated protein MTA3 (gene MTA1-like). The record is from RefSeq and is a predicted model, not a curated record. Gene Ontology annotation, cellular component: nucleoplasm; NuRD complex. The transcript has 17 exons. NCBI's taxonomy places the organism in Eukaryota, Metazoa, Arthropoda, Insecta, Lepidoptera, Pieridae. Gene Ontology annotation, biological process: negative regulation of transcription by RNA polymerase II. Gene Ontology annotation, molecular function: transcription coactivator activity; histone deacetylase binding; transcription corepressor activity. Bases 348 to 2819 code for a protein of 823 amino acids.